Molecule: messenger RNA, 2154 nt
Organism: Ectocarpus sp. CCAP 1310/34
Lineage: Eukaryota; Phaeophyceae; Ectocarpales; Ectocarpaceae
Source: the annotation of a GenBank genome assembly
AUGGCGCCGUUGACUAUUUUCUCGUUUUCUGUACGCGGGGCUGGUACCGAGGAGGCCGGUCGAAGAGCUUUGGCCGUGGUUGCAUCGCCGCUCUUCUGGUCGUAUCUCCAUGGUGUGGCACCACGGGUAAACGUGCUAUCUGCUUGUUUGGGAGCACUGGCUUUGUUGAAUGCCCGGGGGUACCUGGCGGAGAGGCUCGGACACGCGGCUGAUGAAAGCAAGCUUCGUUCUUGCGCACUGCGGCAUCGGCGGUUUUUCUGCGUCAACGAGAUUUUCCGCUCGUCCCUGCGGGAGUGGCCGAGAGUCCAAAGGUCCGCGGCUCUCCUCGUCGUAUCGCGGCGGAAGCACUUUUGGGGCGCCGUCGUCGACGGCCACUUUCUGGUGCUGGAUGGGAGACUGAUGGCGGCCUGCAGGGUGACGGACAGGUGGUGGUUCGAGAAGGCAGGAAUGGCAAAGCCUUUUCUCGAGCUACCGCACACUGGUGGCCAGAGGCAGGUUGUGGGUAGAUUGGGGCACCAACUGCAACUCGUGGGGGUGAGGUCCAGCAAUUUGCGGGAGACUCUAGAGUUGAAAACCCUCGAGGGCACGUUCUUCUGCUUCGAUACCAUCGGUUUUAGGUAACAUGGAAGCCAGCAACUGUGCGUACAGUGGCUGGGUUGCCUCACGCAAUAUUGGUGGUCUGCUGUGUAUAAUAGUCUAUUCGGCGUACCACAUACGGUGUGGUGUUUGGUACCGCGGCAAGCAAGGCAGAGCCAACAGCACAAAUAGAAGCGUCUUUUGCCACACGAUAGGGAUUCAUAUAGUCUAGUCUAUCAUCUGUACGUGGGAGUGCUGUGGGCUCAGGCGAAGAACUACUGUUCACGAUGGCGAAAACUUGAUUACGUGAUGACACAGAAUUCCUCUAAAUUUGCGCCGUUGGGGGGCACGCAGAGGGGGUGAACCUCCCCUCUACGAACCCCCGAAACCACUUGGCUUUUGUGUAUCCACAAAGCUUCGGCACACGGAAGCCGAUAGCUCGGCCAUCAGGAGGUGAUCCCAAACAGGACUUCGAGGUCGUGUGGAUCAGGCAGGAAAAGCAUGCCUCGCAAGAACAGCAACAGGGUGGCGAACGUAAAGAAGAGGGCUCGUCGUCCCAAGGGGCGGCCGCCGGAGCGGGCGUGGGCGCAGACAUUAGCGCAGAUGAAAGCAGCAGCGGCAGCGGCGGCGCGGAGAAAGUCCCUUCGCACUCGGGGAGGCGAAACGUUUGUGCGCCUUCGAAACGGCGGCUUCAGUAACAGCUGCGGGCCCAUCUGCUUGUUGCAACAUGCGAUGAGUGAUAGCCUCCCGAUUGCUACCAUCGAGAGAGCCACCAAUGGCGAGAUCGCGUCUGAGGUACGAGGCGCCCUGCGGUACAUUCGCGACAUCACCGUCGACACCUCGCACGGCCACACCCUGAGUGUGCUCGACCCCGACGAGGAGCGUGAGGUUCACGGGUUCGAAGAUCUGGUGGAUUCCGCAGAGCGCGACAUCCUUUCGAAGCCGAUGUGGGACAAGAUCAUGCGCUGUCCGUACGGCUACUUCGAUGGCAGGGCGAUGAUGAUCGGGGCGGACGCUUUGGGUCUAGAUGGUCUUCUGAUAGUUCGGGUGGACAGCGCUGGAUUUUUGGUGGCGAUGGAUGGGAUGACGACCCCAGUUGCCGAAGCGAAGCAUCUCAGCCACUGCCCUCUGGUUUUGGUGGGCUCAAGAAAAGUCAGCCUCAGCUUGAAUGCCACCCCCACACGCCCAAUCCUCAAAGCACGUUUCAAAAUAGCGAAGGCGUGCUUGUAUGGCGGGCUCGUCACGACCCACUCCGGGCGCCGCCCUUCCUCGCAGAAGGUAUCCACAAAUGUGUCCGUCGUGGCAUCCAUAUGACUGUCUGCGACCAACCUGAGGAGGGUGACAAGGACCAGGAAAAGGCUUGAUUUUAAUAAUGGAGAAACGGCACAUUGAAGAUUUAAAUGACAGGAUCGUCUGCCAAUAAGGGUGGCUGAUGCCCAUGCUGUAGACUUUGUGUGUCCUAUAUAUAUAUAUAUGCUAGUUUUUACGCCAAAAGAUAACAAGGCUUCAACAAGACUUCGUAGUUCCAACAGGCACUUGGAAUACAGUGAUGGGCACCAUGAAGACAAAAAAAAAUAA